AUGAAAAUUCCAAGUGCACGACUACAGAAAAGACUUGUUGGACUCUGUAUUAUUUGUGAAGCAAAAGAGUUUGAAGAUAAGUUUCAAAGGUUUACUAAAGACACUUACCGGAAAGUUCUACAGCAUGAAAUCUUGAAUUCUACAUGGAUAUUAAAUGUUAUUCAGUUCUGUAACAGUCAUUACAUGAGUUAUAUUGUGAAUGAUAUUAAUACUGAGAAAAAAGGUAAAGUGAUAGGAGACCAAAUUGAUUGUGAUGACAGUCAACAAGAGCUGAAAAUGAAGUCAUCAGAGAUGAAUGAUGAUGGAAGAAUCAAUGAGAUUAAUUUUAUUGAAUGUAUCUCUGAUCAAGCAAUCGAUACUUUAUCUAACAUGCAGUUGAGUUCUACGUCAAGGAAGAAUCGACGUGGAAAAAAUAUCAUAUCUUCUAUUUAUAGAGAUAAUGUCGCAAGAGAGCUGGUAAAGUAUCAGAAAAAUGUGGUAAUCACUAAUAUCGAUGAUUAUCACAACAUUCAUGAUUUACGCAUUCCAACAACUACGUCAACCAGUAUGAUUGCUUACAUGAUUACAGUUCUUGCUAUCCUGAUAUCUACAGCAAAAAAUCAGUUUAUGGCUCUUCUAUCUCAAUCAUUUAAUGAUCAGUUUGCAAGAAAACCUGCUUACGCUGAAAAUUUACUUGAUAAUCUAAUGCUUAAUUUACAUUUGACGGAGAUAUACAUUAAAGCUAUGGAGACAUUUGCAUCCUUUCCAGAAUUUCACGAGUAUCUCCAGCACAAUGUUAUUCCAUUGGUUACUGAUUGA
Molecule: messenger RNA, 798 nt
Organism: Ambispora gerdemannii
Lineage: Eukaryota; Fungi; Glomeromycota; Glomeromycetes; Archaeosporales; Ambisporaceae
Source: the annotation of a GenBank genome assembly